GUGGAGGGUGCAAGCGUUAGGGUCCCGGGCUCCUGAGUCCCCCCCACCGCGGCCGAGCUCUGGUCUCCUGCAGGGUCGGGAGCCGGUCCUCGCCCACCCCGCCUUUUGUUGCGCCACCCUGCGCGCCUUAGCCCGGGAGGACUCCACCUAGUCCUAGGCCGGGAUCGAGUCCCCUGAUCGCCUCCCCAGUUACCCCAUAUGGCUGACCCGUCUCGCCUUAGGCCUGGGCAUCGCCCCCUGCCCCUGACUCACCUGCCCGUGCAGCCCAACGCUCGUAUUUCUGGGCCCCACCCCAGGCUGGCCGGAGAACCCACAGGGGAUGGGAGCUGAGGGGCCUACUGCAGGGGCUUCAUCUCUGACCUGAGCAUGUGGACAUCGGGCUUCCAGUUCUGACUCCGCCAGCUACCCACCGUGACCUUAGCCUAGGCGCUUUCCCUCCGCGGGCCCUUUUCCCGGUCUGAUACAGCACUCUGUUCUGUGAAUUUUAGGUAAAGUCUUGAGAAAGAACUUGAGACAGGAGAGGGAGGUAAAGAGAAUCCGAUACCAGCCCUUCGGGGAGAAAAAGCACCCUUCUUCCACCAGAGCCAAGCAGGUUCUCAAGAGUCCUCCUAAGAUAACAGCUCUGAACAGACAGGUGUUCCUGCAGCUACCCAAGGGAUGUGGCUCUGAGGCAGAACCUUCUGCAGCCCUUGCAGGAAGAAAGAAGGCUCUGGGCCAUGGCCCACAUCAGCAUCAACAGCGACUACAGCGAGUGGGGCUCAAGCACAGAUGCUGGGGAGCGGGCCCGUCUGCUGCAGAGUCCCUGUGUGGACACGGCCCCCAAGAGUGAGGGAGAGGCUUCCCCGGGAGGUCUGGACAGAGGCACCACUUCCACGCUUGGCGCCGUCUUCAUCGUUGUCAAUGCCUGCCUGGGCGCAGGGCUGCUCAACUUCCCAGCGGCCUUCAGCACUGCCGGGGGCGUGGCGGCCGGGGUCACGUUGCAGAUGGGGAUGCUGGUGUUCAUCAUCAGCGGCCUGGUCAUCCUGGCCUACUGCUCCCAGGCCAGCAACGAGAGGACCUACCAGGAGGUGGUGUGGGCCGUGUGCGGCAAGCUGACCGGCGUGCUGUGCGAGGUGGCCAUCGCCAUCUACACCUUUGGCACCUGCAUCGCCUUCCUCAUCAUCAUCGGAGAUCAGCAGGACAAGAUUAUAGCUGUGAUGGCCAAGGAGCCCGAGGGGGCCGGCGGUGGCCCCUGGUACACAGACCGCAAGUUCACCAUCAGCCUCACUGCCUUCCUCUUCAUCCUGCCCCUCUCCAUCCCCAGGGAGAUUGGCUUCCAGAAAUAUGCCAGCUUCCUGAGCGUCGUGGGCACCUGGUAUGUCACUGCCAUCAUUAUCAUCAAGUACAUCUGGCCAGAUAAAGAGAUGACCCCAGGAGACAUCCUGACCAGGCCGGCUUCCUGGAUGGCCGUGUUCAAUGCCAUGCCCACCAUCUGCUUUGGAUUUCAGUGCCACGUGAGCAGUGUGCCCGUCUUCAACAGCAUGCGGCAGCCCGAGGUGAAGACCUGGGGUGGGGUUGUGACAGCCGCCAUGGUCAUAGCCCUGGCUGUCUACAUGGGCACAGGCAUCUGUGGCUUCCUGACCUUCGGAGCUGCUGUGGACCCCGACGUGCUCCUGUCCUACCCCUCGGAGGACAUGGCUGUGGCUGUUGCCCGAGCCUUCAUCAUCCUGAGUGUGCUUACCUCCUACCCCAUCCUGCACUUCUGCGGGCGGGCAGUGGUCGAGGGCCUGUGGCUGCGCUACCAGGGGACGCCUGUGGAGGAGGACGUGGGGCGGGAGCGGCGGCGGCGGGUGCUGCAGACGCUGGUGUGGUUCCUGCUCACCCUGCUGCUGGCGCUCUUCAUCCCCGACAUCGGCAAGGUCAUCUCAGUCAUCGGGGGCCUGGCCGCCUGCUUCAUCUUCGUCUUCCCAGGGUUGUGCCUCAUUCAAGCCAAACUCUCUGAGAUGGAGGAGGUCAAACCAGCCAGCUGGUGGGCAUUGGUCAGUUACGGAGUCCUCUUGGUCACCCUGGGAGCCUUCAUCUUUGGCCAGACCACAGCCAACGCCAUCUUUGUGGAUCUCUUGGCAUAACCACUGCCUCCCAAGGCCAAGUCCAUGGCCUUGACCAUUGGACCCAAGAAUCUUAGAGCUAUGGGGUCACCCAAGUCCAGUAUCAUUCCAGCUGAUGGGAUGACAUCAGACAUCCUUCUCCAGGGAUGGUUCUGGGGCAGAAUCAGGCCCCACACCUGUGGACAGUUCAAGUCUUGCUCCCUCCCUGCUCUCCAGCCAUGGCAGUGCUGUGGGUGGCAGCAGGUCUCAUGUCACAAAGGAACUUCUUUCUCCCAACUCUCAACUUCAUGCCUGGAACCCCUAUGGGUAAAGAGGAUCAGUAGGUACUAGAAGAGCCAGUCUGGUUUCCCUCCAGAGAAAGACCAUAUUAAAAGGGCCAGUGUCCUCCACAGAGCAACCUGUCCUCGGUGGGGGUUGUGCUUAACACCCUAGGACUCAGUGCUUGCUCCAGUCCAUCAGCAGCCGUGGCCAGUAUUGGCUUCUUCUAGGAUCUGGCAGUUUCCAAAGGUAGAACUAAAGUCAUACAAACGUGAAGAAAUAGGUAGAUUCAGGCAUAUCCACUCCUUCCUGGACCCCCGGUGAGCCCGAUGGCCUUUUUCCCAUGACUAAUUGACAUUUCCCAAUUAUUUAGGGGCCCCACACUGACUCUCCAAACCUAAGGGUCCAGGUUGAGCACCCGUCUCUCCCUCCAUUCCCAAGUAUCACCAAGUCUAAUGUUUACAAAUGGCGCCUGCCUGGCUCUGAAGCCGGGGGCCACCCACGCCAUGGUGCUGAGUACUCCUCCGUUAGCUUUCCCCAUGGACAGAGGGCAGGGUCUGCGGCUUCUCUUGGAUUGCAGAUGGGCCACUUUUUGCAGAAACUCAAGGGUGGGUGAGGGAGAAGGCUGGGAACCUUCCAGACCCUCCGUGCAGGCUGGGCUGGCCAAGAUCCAGGUGAACUUCGCUCUGACUUCUUUUUCAGGGAUCGCUCCUCUCCUCCCUGCCACUGCUCCGCCCCCUCUCCAGCCAACCCUAGCCUGACAACCCAGAGAGGACAGCUGGGUUGCCAUUGGCAAGCCUGGAAGUUUCCCUUCCCUUGUGGAUCUCGGGUUGCUUCUUCCCCCUGCCCUUUCUCUGUGUAGCUCCAUUCGUGUGCGUGUUUUGUUCUGUUCUGUUGUGGGGCACGGGUGCCAAGCCCUCUCAUCAGCUUCCUCAACUCCACACAUCCUCCAGGCCUGGCGUCGGCAGCCUGUCCAUCACAUCAACGUCACGCCUGCAUGGUCACCCCUGACAGGGAGAGGGCCACAUGAUCCUCCCCUCCAUAUUCCCAUUUUGACCACCUUGGCCGGCCCCUCACCUGCCCUCGCCCCCUUGGAUCAAACUCCCAGGUACAGAAUUGGGCUUCCUCUUCCAGGAACCCCAGUAUUUCCUUGACCUCUCCUGUCUAAAAUCUCUGAAGUGGGAGAGGGGCCCACCCCGCAGCUGCCACUCUGAGCAUCCAAUCUAAGCAGCACAGGGUGGCUGGAGGCCUUCUGCCCAACCCGGAGCUGGACAAGCUGCCUUUCCUCACUUCCCCUGGUGAGGCCCGUUUCCCUGUCCCCCAGGACCAGCCCCUUCUGCUGCUCGCUCUCAGCCUCGUGCACAGUGACAAGCCCCGGCAAGGCUUGGGGGACAGCCUGCUGGCAGGGCUGCGGUGCCUCCCAGUGCUGCAUUUUGGGGUUGGGGGGAGCAAGGCGGGGGCACUGCACAGGCAUGGCCAGCCAGGAGGAAGAGCUGGAUCUGGCCUCUGGGCCUAACCUCAGGAGCCUUCCCUCCCUCCCUGUCAGGGCCUUCCGCUGUUCCUGUUGUACUCUGCACACUCAGAGAGGGAGGGUGGUUAAUAAAGGGAGCUUGU
This is a messenger RNA of Sciurus carolinensis (gray squirrel), 3959 nucleotides long. RefSeq names its product solute carrier family 38 member 7 (gene Slc38a7). The coding region runs from base 717 to 2108 and encodes 463 amino acids. Gene Ontology annotation, biological process: amino acid transmembrane transport. The transcript is spliced from 12 exons. Lineage: Eukaryota; Metazoa; Chordata; Mammalia; Rodentia; Sciuridae. Gene Ontology annotation, molecular function: L-leucine transmembrane transporter activity; L-alanine transmembrane transporter activity; L-aspartate transmembrane transporter activity. The record is from RefSeq and is a predicted model, not a curated record.